This is a messenger RNA of Cololabis saira (Pacific saury), 6982 nucleotides long. Its product is annotated as BCL-6 corepressor-like. NCBI's taxonomy places the organism in Eukaryota, Metazoa, Chordata, Actinopteri, Beloniformes, Belonidae. The record is from RefSeq and is a predicted model, not a curated record. The transcript has 13 exons. Gene Ontology annotation, biological process: negative regulation of transcription by RNA polymerase II. Gene Ontology annotation, cellular component: nucleus. Gene Ontology annotation, molecular function: transcription corepressor activity; protein binding. The coding region runs from base 254 to 6793 and encodes 2179 amino acids.
GAUCAGCGGAGGGAGAGAAGGAGAGAGGAGGAGAAGAGAGAGGGGGAGACACGGAGAAAUGAGCGGAACCCGAACCAGGACCGGGUCCGGGUCCGGUUCCAGGUCCAGGUCCGGGUCCGGGUCCUGGAUUAUUGGUGGAUUAUUGGGAUUAUUGGACCCGCGGAUCGAUCCGGGACUGUGACGGCGGUGACGGCGGAGUGAGAUCAGCGAAACGAGCAGGUUUGACGCCGGCCCGGUUCCUCCGGUUCCCAGGAUGAAUCCGCUAGCGGCCGUUAGCAUCGACCGCUCUCUGGCGGGGGAAAGUCUCCGCCCCCAAGGAGGCGGGAUCUUCUACCCGGGACUCCUCCCCCUUUCUACCCAGAAGCCCCAGGAUCCCGGCGCCUCCUUCCCGCUAGGCUACGACCUGCUGUACAAGCCGGCUAACCUGCUGCUGGAGGCGCAGAAACAAGCUAACGGCUACGUCUACAAAACCCCGACUCCGGGGUUACAGAAACCGAUGCUAGUUCCUAGCGCUGACGACCUGGGGUUGGACCGCCGCGUCGUAGCGCUCGACAAACAGUCGGAAAUGGCCCUGAGCGGCGGCGCUAGCUUCCUGCGGUUGCCGUGGAUCAGCCCCUACGCCGCCGACGCUAGCAUGUACCCGUUCCUGGACAUGGCGUACAAGGCGUCCUUCCUGUCGCAGCCGCCGCCGCCGUUCCUGCAGCAGCAGCUAGCGUACCAGUCGCUGUGCGCGGGUAGCGGCGGCGACGAGAGACUGUUCUACAUGAAUCCGUACGCAGCGCCGCCGCCGCACCUUUCCUCCUCCGCGCUAGGUCUGUCCGCGCUAACGCACCGCCAGGACAAGGCGCUGCAGGAGCUAGCGCCGCAGCUAGCGCCACCGCUACACCAGGAACCCUCGGCCUUCAGCACGAGUCCUCAGAUCCACCAGGAUCCACAGGUUCAAACCGUUCACCACUUGGAGCGACGACACGGCAGCAAAUGCAGUCAAACCACUUCUACGAAGAAUCCUCCCAACAAAGGCAGCGGUGCCCACGUUAGCAGUUCGGCUAGCGCCGCUGCACUGGACUCCAAUCAAGUUUCCCAACCUCCACCCCAACCCUCCGCUAGCAUCUCUACGGAUCUGCAGAAGCUUCUUAGCAAGAGUUCCUCCUCGUCCUCCUCCUCGUCCUCAGCCUCGAUUUCAGCCUCUCAUCCUUUCUACGGUUCGUCGGCUCAAGCCGGCGGCGGCAAAGCCAAAGACGUCAGCCCGGACGUUGCUAACAGAGACGCGAAGAGAUCGGCGGAGAGAGCUUUACCUCCCAAAGCCGCGGGAGAAAAACCGUUGGAUUUAUCGGCCAAAGAGAUUGAAGACUUUCCAAAUGGAUUCCCGACGUCUAAAGUGGAGGCAUUGGCCAAGUUGGGGUUUAAUAGACAGCCGUCGCACCUCAAAGAGGCUCUAGCGGAACCGAUAACUGUGUCGGCAAAGAGUUCGGACUGCGAAAUGAUCCGCGCGGCUCCGUCGACCACGAUUGGUCCGGGAACUUCGUCGUCUGAAUACGGCAGAUGUUCCAAAACGGCAAACGGCGACGCUAUAGACAGUUUGAGUCACCAAAGACCUGCGGCGAACGAGUUAGCCGGCGUUCCCAGUCCCGUUUCUGGAAGGUGGCCCCCAAAAGCCGAAUCCGGGCGGCCAAAAGUUCCUCCCAUUGACUCGGAAACGGCUCCUCAAAGCGGCAAAGGCGACCCUCGCUUUGGAAAACGUAGCGCAAGUCCCGCUAAACCCGAAUCUCAAGAGAUAUCGUCUAGUCUUCCGGAGCAGCAACCGCAGGCGUCGCGUUUGGACAAAGGAAACGGCUCCGGCCAGAUCUACGGCGACUCCUACCUCCCUCCGGGAUUAGCCUACACCAACCGCUACAUCCCGUACUCGGUGGCGGAGAACAUGUCCCUCCAGCGGAUGGCGAUGCCGAGCAAAGGGCACAUGUUCCCUCACCCGCUGCUGCUCGGCGGCGGCGGCUUCUAUCCGUCUCACGUCGCCCAAAGACACGUCCUUCCGUACGAACUUCACCAGUAUCAGAACACGCAGAAGAUGAAUCCGACGACGUCCAUGUCGGGUUACCCCGGCGUUAGCAAAGAACGGCUCGAGAACAGGCCGAAGGAAUCGCUCUGGAAUAACGAGCAGUUUAAGAACCUGGAAAGGCCGGACGAUAAAAACUCCCACAAGGACAAAUCCUUGAAACAAGCGUUAAAAGGCGCCGGUAAAAGCUCCUUCGCUAGCAGAGACAACGUAGUUUGCAUCGAUUUGGUUCACGAUGAGGCAGACGAGGAUUUUUCGCCCCACAAUCGUAACUCAUCGUCUACGAAAACCGGAGAUUCCGCGAAACUUGCCGACAUUAGAGGCAAUAAUCAAGAGAAAGGGUCAUUGUCUCCAAAAAAACAACAUCCAGGUGAAGAGCGGCUAGCUAGCGCUUUACCCGUCGAUCCUCGCAACUCAUCGUCACCACAACGUCCGAAUCAGGAGAUUUCAGAAGACGAGGAACCGUCGAGUCCGUUCCCCGACGUCCCCGAGGAGCAGACGAUGCGAUGCGCCCGAACGUCCGCGUGGCAGUUUUCAAGAAAAACUAAAACUAGACCCGUCGAUGACGCUGGAAACUCGGCAACGGAUGCUACUAGCGCGGAUAAUAGUAUAAACCAAGUUAAACCAGAGGAUUUGGACGAUAAACGCACCGAACCGCGGCAGACGCCUUCAGAGAACCAGAACUCGUUGGGGAGAGAAUGUACGUUAGGUAGUUUCGCUGACGGCACCGACUCCAACAACAAAACCGAAGCCGGUGGAAGCAAAAACUGUUCAGGAAGUCCGGUACGUAGCGCCGAGGGGCCUAGAGAUGCUAGUUUAGCCCCCCUAGCUAGCAGAGACCUCGAUCCACCGGUUCCAGCUAGCGCCAUACCUGCGUUUGGCGUCAAAGACGCGAGUUAUCCAAACGUCAACCGAAGUUUCGUGGAAUCGAGUCGCAGAAAUCUCAGUUUGACAAGUUCAACUAGCGAAGCUAGAAGUUUCAACGGUCCAGAUUACGGAAACGGAAACCUGGCGGCUCAAAACCGGAACAGGAACUUCAACGACAACAACGCCGUUGGGGCAAAUGCUAAUUUUGGAAAUAACACCAGUCCCAGUUGUGGAAGUUCCCAAUCGAAAGGUUUUAUUCUGUGUGGAAGUAGCAACAUCAGCAAUGUCCGGGUUCCAUUGUACGGAAACGGUUUCGUUAGCAACGGAGGCUCCAACCGGAUGCUAGCGAGUUUAGAGGCUAACCGAGGAGCUAACCCGCCCGGAGACGGAGACGACGACCGUCACGUCCAGGACGACGACCGUCACGUCCAGGACGACCGUCACGUCCAGGACGACGACCGUCACAUCCAGGACGACCGUCACGUCCAGGACGACGCGGAUCCGUCGGACGAGGACGACCGUUCGGGUUCCGGCAGGAACCGGCACGCCGGCCUAGCCAAGCGCAUCGCUAGCUCGUCCGGCUACCUGGGCGACCAGCUGAAGUGCGUGACCACGGAGCUGGACGCGGACGCUAGCAAGCUGAGCCGCGAGCAGAGAGCCCUGCAGCGAGCGAUGCUUCGGUUCUCGGAGCUGGAGCUGAGGGAGAAGGAAGGAGGGAGGGAGGUGGAGCUGGCGGACGGCCAGGACGGAGCGAGGGAUGAAGGAGAGGAAGAGAGGAGAGGAGAGAGAGAAGAGGGAGGAGAGGGGGGAGGAUGGGAGCGCUGCCAGCUGCGCCGCGGGAGGCUAGCAGCGCUAACGGCAGCAGGAACUCCCACUGCAGCCGCCGCCGCGGAGACGAGCGGGUUCCGUCCGUCCUCUCCUCCUCUUCCUCGCCUCCCUGAGAUCCUCCCUGAGGAACGAGGGAAGAAGAAUGGAGAUGAAGGAGGUGGAGACCAGCAGGACCAGAAGAAGACGGCUCUGGUCCCACCGGUGGAGCAGCCGCGGGGUUUCCCCCCGGCGCCGGAGCAGCCGCGGGGUUUCCCCCCGGCGGAGCAGCCGCGGGGUUUCCCCCCGGUGCCAGAGCAGCCGCGGGGUUUCCCCCCACCGGAGCAGCCGCGGGGUUUCCUCCCGGCGGCCCGGGGCCUUUUCCAGGGAAACCCCCCCAGGUCGAACCUCGGGUCGGCCAUUAACCGUCGGCGGAUCUUCAGCCUGGAGCCGUUUCACCAGAGCAGCAUCAGCGGCGGCCGGUUAAAGAGAGGGAGGGAGGAAGAGGACGAGAAGGACGACAGCGCGGGAAACAAGAGGAACAAGCUAACCAACGACUCAAACCCGGACGACGUCAGGAAGCUGAAGGUUUGCAUCGAGCUCAACGGCCUCCGGCUCAACAAGCCCCGCCUCCCCGGGGAGCUCGGCCAAUGGCUGCCGUCCGGCGGGAGGCUAGCGGAGGACCGGAGGUCGGAGGACCGGAGGUCGGAGGACCGGAGGUCGGAGGUCGCCGGCUGGAGCGAGGGCUCGUCCGGGAGGAGGGACGUCCCCAGAGUUUUCCAGCUAGCUCCGCCCUCCGGCGACGCCCCCUUGAGUCGGCCUCUGAACGGCUCCGCCCCCCAGCUGCUCGGCUCCGCCCCCCAGCUCCUGGGCUCCGCCCCCCAGCUCCUGGGCUCCGCCCCCCAGCUCCUUGGCUCCGCCCCCCAGCUCCUUGGCUCCGCCCCCCAGCUCCUGGGCUCGUCCCGCCUCCAGGACAAGCACCAGAAACUGAAGGAGAGCCGUCGGCUCUUCCUUCCAACUUCCUGUUCCUCCGGGUCACAUGACGCCCCUGGCGACGACGCGUCACAUGACUCUCACCGCGGAGACGAGGCUACCAAACCCAAGGGCAAGCGGUCCUGCAAGACCAAGCACACGGGGGACCAGGACCAGAACCAGGACCAGGACCAGAACCAGGACCAGGACCAGGAGGACGAGGAAGAACCGAAUCACAAGGUGGACCCGGCAGGAAGUGGCCCCGCCCCCCCGGAGAUACGACGACUCAUCGUCAACAAGAACGCUGGAGAAACGCUGCUACAGCGCGCCGCGAGGCUAGGCUACGAGGAAGUGGUGUUGUCCUGCCUGCAGCGGCGUCUCUGCGACGUCAACCACCGCGACAACGCCGGCUACCGCGCGCUACACGAGGCCUGCGCUCGCGGCGCGCUAGCCAUCGCACGCCACCUGGUGGCUAACGGGGCCGAUGUCAACGUCAGCGCCGAGGACGGGGUCAGGCCUCUGCACGACGCCGUGCAGAACGACCACCUGGAGCUGGUGCGCUACCUGCUAGCCUGCGGCGCCGACCCGACGCUAACCUCCUACUCCGGACGGGGGCUGCUUAGCAUGACGCGCAGCGCCGCCAUGGAAACCUUCCUGGAGGAUUACCUGUCGGACAUCCAGGGCCGGCCGGAGGACGACCCGGGAAUCUGCUGGGAGUUCUACGGAAGCUCGGUGUGCGAGCCGUCACGCGAGGGCGGAGCCUACGACAUCUUAGCCGACGCCCCCGGGCCGGAGGAGGAAGACGAGGAGGAAGAGGAGGACGAAGGUCUGGACGAAGAGCAGCGAGCCAAGAGGGAAGUGUUCGAGUUCGAGCUGUCGGACCGACCGCUGCUGCCGAGCUACAACAUCACGCUGUCGCUAACGCAGGGGCCGAGGAACUGGCUCCUCCUCUCCGACGUCCUCGGUCGCCUCCGGAUGACGUCGCGCUCGUUCCGCCGGCUCUUCCCUCAGCUGAACGUGCGCUCGGUUCCAGAGGACGAGUUCUACCGGCAGGCGUCGCUGUCGCAGCUGCUGACGGGCCCGGACGAGCAGGAGCUAGCGUCGUUCCGGCCCGACGUCACCGACCCGCUGGAGCUGGUGGAGGCCACGCCCGAGCUAGCCGGCAUGCUAGGCUCCUCGCUGGAGUUCGUGGACGGCCGCUGGGACUCGGCGGACACUUCGCCGCCACCGCCGCCGCCGCCCGGGCCGCCGUUAGCCUCACCGUUAGCCUCGCGGCGGCAGCAGGGAGCCGACGCCGGAGCUGCUAGCAAGACUUUAGAGUCCAGAUCAGAACUGGGACCCAAGGGAUGCUCCGUUCGCUCGGCUAAGCUAGACGUUAGCAUGUGGGAGCCGCAGAAUAAACCUGCAGGGAUUCCAACUCCGGCCAAGCUUAGCACGGUGGCUAAUGCUAGCCGGUGGGAGCCUCAAAAACAACAGAUCCAGAACCCCGGGACCAACGAAACUGUUAAUCCUGUUAAUCCCGAGCCUAAAAUCAUGCUAGCACUUCAAAACCAAGGAAGUAAAACCACAGAAACCACUUCCUUGAAAUCUGACACAUUAGCCGAUGCUAACAUGCGGCUGCGCAGCAGAACCGCCGCUAAUCACGACACCAAACUAACACCGGACUCUGGAACGGCAGAUUCAGCCCGAAUAUGGAAUAAGAACUCUGAGAAACCUGCAUGUUUGAACGGGGAAGCUAAUGCUAACGUGUCCAAGGACGGCGUUUCGGAUCCUCCGGAUGAAGCUACAUCACCGCCGAGUAAGACGGCCGGGGCGGAGAAACCGGACAAACCGGAGAAACUGGAGAAACCGGACAAACCGGACAAACCGGACGCGUCGGACCGGCAGGAAGUGAAAAGAGCUAGCGCUAGCGCAGCGCCCAAAAGAGACUGCGAGCGACAGGAAGUGGCGCUAGCUAAGAGCAUCAAGAUGGACGCCGCCUGGCAGAGGAACCUGACCAACGUCCGGGUUCACAUCCGCGACCUCGGCAUCAAAGUGGCCUCCAUCCGCAGAGACGUGAAGAAAGAGGCGGGAAAAACCAGGACUAAAACCAGGUGAAAAACCCGAACUAAAACCAGGUGAAAAACCAGAACUAAAACCAGGUGAAAAACCAGAACUAAAACCAGGUGAAAAACCAGAACUAAAAAUGUGUAAAUAUGUUUUUAUUUAUGGGCAAAGUUGCAGCUCUUUGUUCUGUAUAUAAUGUCGGCUUUUGUCACUAAACUAUCACUGACCAAUAAAGGAGGA